AUGGCCAAACGAUCUAUAACCUUUCUGAUUAUUGCUGUAUUACUAGUUAUUUUGAUACUCCUUGAUAUUCUUUCCAUUCCAUAUACUGGAAAGGAUUAUGAUUCAACAAUGAUGGAAGCUCACAAUUCAUCUCAUUUCGAGUUUUCAUUUACAUCACUAAAUAUUGCAAUUAUUGGAUCAUCUGGGUAUAUUGGUUCACGGUUAUUGCAUCAUUUACAGAAGAUACAUCGAUGGAACGUUGCUGGUUAUGAUCAAAAAUUACCAGGGCAGGCUAGUCGUGAUAUUGUAACAGAAGAUCUACAAAAGUUUCAAGUUGUUGUUUAUUUAGCAGGUUUAACUGAUCGCGACAUUUGUCGAGAUCAUCCAAAUGAUACGGAGUACAAAAAUGUUAAGGACAUUUAUGACUUGGCUAAACGGAUGUUACAAUCUCAGCUCUUGAUAUUUGCUUCGACAUCUGAAAUAGCUGCAGGAUUCGGUAAAACUCCUAUGGAUGAACUGUCUCCUGUUCAACCACACCUAUUUGAUCCAUAUGUUGCGUCGAUUAUGCGCCGAGAAAAUGCUCUGCGAAAGCUUAGCUUGGAAUCUCUCACUGCACCUCGAAUUGUUGGCUUGAGAUUUGGUCUUGUCAUUGGGCUCUCCGACAGCCAACGAAUCGACUUUGGACACAUGCAAUACAUUUGUCAGGCUUUUCUUGGGGGAAGGUUACACGUCGUUCAUCCAGAAGCUUAUCGCAGUUUUCUAAGCAUGGAAGAUCUAUUGGGUGCUCUAACUGUAGUCAUUAAGAAUCAUAGAAGUACUAAACGAUUCGAUUUGUUUCACCUUCAAUCUUUCUCAGCUAGUGUUUCGAAUAUAGCCAAUGCCAUUGCACUUCGUUCUGGAGCUCAUAUUUUUGUUUCAAAUGACUCCCUCACUAAUUUCAGCGACGGAUUUUCCUUGAAUACCAAAAAAUUUCGCACUAACUAUCAAUUUGUUUUCAACGGAAGUCAAGAUAAGAUCAUAUCUGAACUGAUUAAUGAUGUUCCCAGAUUAUGUCUUGGUCGACAAUCUCGUUUAGAUAAAGGCUCCACUCCAUGUGUAGUAUGCGGCUCGCAUCAAAUGCAUUUGGUUCUAGAUUUACACAAACAGCCUCUUGCCAAUGAUUUUAGAGAACAAGCGGAUCAAGCGAUGAAAUGUAAACAAUUUCCAUUACGUUUAGUACGUUGUCUCAAAUGCCAUCACACACAGCUGUCAUAUAUUGUUGAUCGGGCCUACCUUUUCAGCCAUUAUCUAUAUCAGAGUGGUACAAGCAAAAGCAUGAAAGACUAUUUUGAGUGGUUAGCUGAGAAAGUUAUCAAGGAAAGUGAAAAAAAGAAUGGAACUGUGCUAGAAAUAGCAAGCAAUGAUGGUAGUCAAUUGACUGAAUUCCUCAAACGUGGAUGGAUUACUAUAGGCGUAGAUCCAGCUGAGAAUCUUGCUGAACUGGCUCGAGCAAAAGGCCAUACGGUUUAUAUUGGGUUUUGGGGCACUGAUAGGUUUUCUUUUCUACCACCACCAGAAUCAUUGAAUGCUAUAGUUGCACAAAAUGUGCUUGCUCAUGUCAGCAAUCCUGUACAAUUUCUGCGUGCUUGUGCUGCGGUUAUGGGUUCAAGAACAAGAUUAUAUAUUCAAACGUCUCAAUGUGAAAUGUACGAAACUGGGCAAUUUGAUACGGUUUAUCAUGAACACAUAUCUUUCUUUACAGCACACUCCUUUAAUAAAAUUGCUGCUCUCGCAGGGCUAUAUAUUGUCCAUUUUGAGAUCACACCUAUUCAUGGACGCUCAUGUUUGGUCACAUUCAAACGAAUGAGAUUACCAAGUACUUCUUUUAUUACUUCUUUUCAAAGGAAAAUUCCGUCUUCACUUCUGUUGGCCCUAAAGAAAGAGCGUCGCAUUGGGCUGACUGAUGCUUGGUUCUAUACCAAGUACCAAGCACAAGCUGAUUCCAUGCGUGAAUGGAUUUCUCGCCAAUUAACGCAUCUUCAUGCUCAAGGUCAUGUGAUAAUUGGAUAUGGGGCAGCAGCUAAAGGUAUGGUUCUUCUGCAUUCUCUCUUGAAAAUACCAAACCAAACAUGGCAGUUUUCGUAUAUAGUUGAUGAAGCUCCUUUAAAGCAAGAUAAAUAUUGCCCUGGUACUUAUAUACCAGUGCGCCCAAUUUCUGAAUUAAGUAAACAUAGUUUAAUGACACCAUUAACAAUAGUUGUGUUCGCUUGGAAUUUCUGGGAGGAGAUUUUGCACAAGAUUCGUAUAACAACUCUCGAGACAGGAAUCAAAAAUGUCUUUGCAAUACGCCCUUUUCCUCAACAACAGCUAAUUCAAAUUAAUUCAAACUCUACUACAAUACUUACACAAAAUGCAUAUAGACUAAUGCCUUGGCCGUCUCCAUUUCCUUAUAGACGUAGAUCUGUGUUACUCUUUUCGAACCUUUUCAAUGACACACCACUAUUGUCUUCUUGGAUUCGCCACCACGCACCCAUAUUUGAUAUUGCUAUUUUGAUUGAUUACGAUAUUACUAACAGGUCUUCACAGAUCGUUACGAACGAAGCUCCAAGCACUUGGAAAAUAAUUUCACCUCGUAGUAAAGAUUCUCCUCACAAAGUGAUCAACGAAGAAAUGAGAUAUUACGAAAAAAUAUACACGAAAGCAUGGAAGAUUGUUCUGACUACUGAUGAGUUUAUGGUACAUCCAAAUCUUCGAGAAAUGUUGUCUGACAUUGAACGUUCAAGUGAUGUGAUGGCAUUAUAUUUUCGUUCAUUAAUCAUGAUACGAACUGAUUCAAACCUACGUUACCCUUUCACGUCCUUGCUGAAUCAGCACACUCAAUACAUUUCAUAUUCACCCGUUAAAGGAAAGGGCAGUUUAGUGAUGCCUGCUUAUCGUUACAUACAUCGCUAUCCGUACGUUGAACAAAUCGAUGUAAAACAAAGUAAAAAUGAGAGUGAAUGGCAAUGGAUCCAUAUUGGAUUCAUCGCUGAUUAUCGCUACGCGCUCUCGUUUCAACAUACAAAUAUGAGGGUUCCUUUUCCUGAGUAUGUGGAAAAUGUUGGUGACACCAUGAAUGAGCAUAUUACACACGACUUUAAUGUCACAAGUUGGAAACACAACAAAGAAAUAUUUAGACACAUACGCCUCAAUGAUCUUCAAGAUUUUGACGCGCCAACAGAUGAGCUCAGAAUGGCUCAUCGACUCUGGAAGGAAAUGACAAAUCACUGA
Rotaria socialis is the source of this 3228-nucleotide messenger RNA. NCBI's taxonomy places the organism in Eukaryota, Metazoa, Rotifera, Eurotatoria, Philodinida, Philodinidae. The record is from the annotation of a GenBank genome assembly.